Messenger RNA from Pisolithus orientalis, 777 nucleotides. RefSeq lists its product as uncharacterized. The transcript has 2 exons. The record is from RefSeq and is a predicted model, not a curated record. Bases 156 to 617 code for a protein of 153 amino acids. Lineage: Eukaryota; Fungi; Basidiomycota; Agaricomycetes; Boletales; Pisolithaceae.
GAAGACGCAACAGUGACCGCUCGAAGCGAGGCAGUUCCGCCGCCUGGAGUGGACUUCUCGCAAUCUGGCCCAGCCAUUAGGAACGCACUCUGUUCGUUCAGCUGGAGCCCACAGGUAGCGCUUUCGAUCUCCAUCCCCGGUACUUGUCCUUAACCAUGCUAUCUCCAAAGUUCGUCAACCCGAGAUCUCACGAUGACCAAAUCAUCCACGUCGACCAGAAGACAUGGUAUAAAGCCACGCGGAACCCUAAUACUAAAGUUAUUGUAUAUCAGUGCAAAUGGGACACACAGGGCAGCCCCUGCCGACGAUGGAUUGAAGGAGGUGUACGGGAAAUACGCACCCAUCUCCGCAUCUACCACGGUGUACAGGGGCAAGCGAAGGACCCGAUCCGGUGCAAGUGGUUUGGCUGUUCUGACGAACGCGAUUUCAAAUACAGCAGCAUCCCUCGACAUAUCGUGACUCACCUCAAGGUGACGCUUCUCUGCUCCAACUGCCGCACGCAGUUCCCUCGAGACGACCGCAUACAGUUUCAUCGCAGGAUCGCCAGGAAAUGCGCCCGUGCAAAUACUGUUACUGUUGUUGGGCCAGAGGCUCGACUUAUCCGCUUGGAUUCUUGAGGUGUGUAGUAGGUUUGGGGCUGCCCUGGGUAACAAGUCGCUCUCCUACAUCUCACCAACCCUUUCCUUGAAUGUUUCUUGCCUCCCGCUGAGUGGGAUCUGUAUACUUAUUUUCCCUUUAACAGUCUACUGUUAUUAUUACCCAUUGUUCCUUUCAAGU